Colius striatus (speckled mousebird) is the source of this 1005-nucleotide messenger RNA. It is a transcript of the gene RRH, whose product is annotated as retinal pigment epithelium-derived rhodopsin homolog. Bases 1 to 1005 code for a protein of 334 amino acids. Gene Ontology annotation, biological process: visual perception; G protein-coupled receptor signaling pathway. The record is from RefSeq and is a predicted model, not a curated record. Gene Ontology annotation, molecular function: G protein-coupled receptor activity. The transcript has 7 exons. Gene Ontology annotation, cellular component: membrane; photoreceptor outer segment. Lineage: Eukaryota; Metazoa; Chordata; Aves; Coliiformes; Coliidae.
AUGCAUUGGAAUGAUUCAGCCGGUUCCUCAGAAAGUGACAAUGAAGCUCAUUCAGCGUUUACACAGACUGAGCACAACAUAGUUGCAGCUUACUUAAUAACAGCAGGAGUGAUAAGCAUUUUCAGUAACAUAGUUGUGUUAGGCAUCUUUGUUAAGUACAAAGAGCUUCGAACAGCAACCAAUGCAAUAAUUAUCAACUUGGCUUUUACUGACAUUGGUGUUAGUGGCAUUGGUUAUCCCAUGUCUGCUGCCUCUGACCUGCAUGGAAGCUGGAAAUUUGGAUAUACCGGAUGCCAGAUCUAUGCAGCCUUAAAUAUCUUUUUUGGGAUGGCAAGUAUUGGUUUGCUCACUGUUGUUGCAGUUGACCGUUACCUGACAAUCUGCAGGCCUGAUAUAGGAAGAAGAAUGACUGCUCGUAGCUAUGCUGCUCUAAUUCUUGCUGCUUGGAUAAAUGCAAUCUUCUGGGCUUCCAUGCCUACCUUAGGCUGGGCUAGCUAUGCUCCGGAUCCAACUGGUGCAACAUGCACAGUAAAUUGGAGGAAAAAUGAUGUGUCCUUUGUCUCCUACACAAUGAGUGUAAUUGCUGUUAAUUUUGUUGGACCCUUAACAGUAAUGUUUUACUGUUAUUACAAUGUUUCCCGGACAAUGAAACAAUAUGCCAGCAGUAACUGCCUGGAAAACAUCAACAUAGAUUGGUCUGACCAAGUAGAUGUGACAAAGAUGUCUGUUGUGAUGAUUGUAAUGUUCUUGGUGGCAUGGUCUCCAUAUUCUAUUGUAUGUCUAUGGUCUUCCUUUGGAGACCCAAAGAAAAUUUCUUCUGCAAUGGCCAUCAUAGCUCCUCUAUUCGCAAAAUCUUCCACAUUCUAUAAUCCCUGCAUUUAUGUUAUUGCAAACAAAAAGUUUCGGAGGGCAAUCCUGGCAAUGGUGCGAUGUCAGACAAGACAAGAGAUAACUAUAAACAAUGCCUUGCCUAUGAGCGUAUCUCAAAGUGCAUUGACAUCGUAG